UGACAUGAAUUGUACAGUAUCUGUGAGCUUUCAAGUUUUUUUCGUAUUUUGUUGUCGGUUGCAGUCGUUUAUGGUUACGACCAAAACAAGCAGAAAGGAAGUGAUGUAGUUUAUGUAUUUACUGUUGUGUAUUAUUACAAAUUUAAUUUCGUUGUAUUCUUAUUAUUGCUAGACAAUGAGUUACGUUAGCGAAUUAUCUCAGUCUCAGGAGUAUCUAAGUUUUCGCAGUAGCAUACCCCUAAGGAGAAUAGUAGUCGAUGCUGAGGGUUCAAAGGGAUGGAAACUUUAUGAUUCUGGGCCAAAAAGUGUGAAAGUUCCUCUGGUGUGCCUGCCUCCUGUUAGUGGAACAGCUGAGGUGUUCUUCAAACAAAUACUUGCACUCAAUGCUAAAGGAAUCAGAGUUAUAGCUGCAGAACAUCCUGUGUACUGGACUGUUAAAGAAUUUUGUGAAGGCUUCAGAAAGCUCCUGGAUUAUUUGGGGUUGCAUAAAGUGCAUUUAUUUGGAGCAUCUUUGGGUGGAUUUUUGGCUCAGAAAUUUGCAGAAUCAACAGUAAAUUGUCCGAGAGUUGCCUCACUGGUAUUAUGCAAUACGUUCACCGAUACAUCUGUGUUCAAUUAUACUGAUUCUGCAGCACUGUUCUGGAUGCUGCCUUCACUAGUACUGAAGAAAAUGGUUAUGGGAAAUUUUACUGCAUUUCAAGUCGAUAGUAGAAUUGCAGAUUCAAUAGACUUCAUGGUCGAAAGACUUGAAAGUUUGAAUCAGAAAGAAUUGGCCUCGAGACUAACGGUAAAUUGCGUUAGCUGCUAUGUUGAGCCGCAAAAGUUGCAUGGACUUACCGUCACCAUUCUGGAUGUGUUUGAUGAUUAUGCACUGUCUAAUGCUGUCCGAGAGGAAAUGUACAAGUGUUACCCCUCGGCAAAACUGGCGCAUCUAAAGUCUGGCGGCAAUUUUCCGUACCUAAGUCGAAGUGAUGAAGUCAACCUUCAUUUGCAAAUUCAUUUGCGAACGUUUGAAGGAACGGGUCUCAGUGCUUCAGAAUCAGGGCAACAGGAAUGAAGAUUUGCUAUACCAAAGGAAAAAUACAUAAAAAAUCUUGAGAUGAUGAUGAAAAUCACUUUAGACUGGAACUUUUCCAUGAAUGUGUGUGCAGCAUAUAUGUAUUUAUAUAUUUUUGUAAUUAAAACAUGAAAGUAAGAUACUUAUGAAGUAACACUGCUCAAUAUUUUGUAAAGGCCUAUCUAUAUGUAUUUGAAAUGUAUUUAUAUAUUAUGAACAUGGAAAGUUGAAGAUAACUUAGUUUAGGUAGUGAUAUAAUGUGCUUCCACAGUGAUCUAUACUUCUGAUUAUCAGCAUUUAAUGUGUAAGAAACAACGGUGAUGAUUUUUGUCAUAUUAUUGUGAAUGUUUACAAGUUUUGUAAAGGGACCAUUUUGUAAAUGUCUCAUUGCGAGGAUAGUAAGUAUUUUACAUAAUUUUGAAGCUUGUGAUUUGCAGAUUUUCAGACAUAAAAUAUUAAUAAAAUUUGUACAUAGGAUAAUAAAGUAAAUACUUUAAUA
Messenger RNA from Zootermopsis nevadensis, 1556 nucleotides. Its product is annotated as maspardin. NCBI's taxonomy places the organism in Eukaryota, Metazoa, Arthropoda, Insecta, Blattodea, Termopsidae. The record is from RefSeq and is a predicted model, not a curated record.